CGAGAGCUUCGCGAGUACGCUUCACGCUUUUCCGUUUUUACGUUUUUACGCCCGCCCGUCCGCAGCGCGCGCGCCGAAACCCGAAGUCGGAGCUCGCCGCGGGCGUUCCGGCGCGGAAUCCUCGUCCUCGCGGAUGAUACGCGAUCGCCCGUGGCUCGUUCCGAUCAAUAAUGAGGGACAUGGCGGGCAAAAUCGCCGAGUUGAAAUUCGAGGCUCCCCUGGCGCGGUUCGAGGAAGAGGACACGGCCAGCCUGAAGAAUCUCAAUCUGCUGACAGAACAAUUGCUGGACGCGAGCCUCGAGGCCGAUUUCGGGGAGAACCGCAACGCCAACGAGGGGGGAAUCGACGUCCUCCAGGAGGGAACCUUCAGCCCCUUUAGCGGCAGCCUGGAGGAUUUGGUCAACACCUUCGACGAGAAGAUAACCUCCUGCUUCAGGGACUACGGCACCGACGUGGAGUCCCUCGCGCCGGUGCAGGUGCGCACGCAGGAGGAGAUCAUGAACGAGUGCCAGAUGUGGUGGACGAUUACCGGGAAUUUCGGCAACAUCCUGCCGAUCGACUGGAGCAAGUCCUACGCGAGGAAGCUGCACAUGCCCGCGCUCAAUUUAAACGAGGCGCCGAUCUCGAUGGAAAGGCCCGAGCUCGAAGAUUUAAGUAGCGAGGACGAAGCCGUUGCGACCGACCUGGACAUGCACGCCUUGAUUCUCUCCAGCAGCACCGACACCCACAGCCCCGAGGAACCCCUCAAGACUGCCGAAGAAGUCCUUAGGGAAAUAGACGACAUUAUGCAGGAAAGUCCCUCGAUGGGAAGGUCCCCGGACUCCGAAGACUCGAUGCUGGACACCGACGAGACGUUAGAGAGAAGCAAAGAAGUCCUCGGCUCCCCGCUUUACGAAGAAAAACUGCGGCAAUUAACCACGGGACAGUUAACCGAGCUUCUGGGCGAGAUGGAAUCCCUGGUGGCGGCUUUGAGCGAAACUCUGAUCGCCGAGCUUGCUCUCAGGGACGAGCUCGAGUACGAGAAGGAGCUGAAAAACCAAUUUAUCUCGCUUCUACUUGCCGUGCAAAAUCGACGAAGGCAGCACCACGUCACGAAGAAACGAAGUCAAAUGCAAAACGGCACUAGCCCGUUGCCACAGCACAGAUCUCUACAAGAUUCGAAGUACCUGACGACAGUAAUUCCAUAUCAUAUGGAUAGUGGUCCACCGGACAAUCAAGCUUUGCAAGUGCUCAUAAAAAUUUUGAAGGCCAUUAACGACGACAGCCCCACCGUCCCGACAUUAUUGACGGAUUACAUAUUAAAAGGUAAACGGGAUCGAUUCGACGCCUAAUUUAUACAUCAGGUAUCGAUACGAUUAAUAUGGUUGCUAUAAUUUCGUUAAAUUUCUUUCAGUCCUGUGCCCUACAUAGUAAGCCUAUCGAGUGCUCGAUCUCGUUUCAGCGCUACUAAUGGCGAAAAGUGAAAAAUAUAAGGCGCGACUCGCUUUCUUCUUGCCAAUGCGCUUUCCGCCGUUGUUAAUGCAGCAUGUUAAAGAUUUAAGGCAAUCGAUCUUGCUUUUGAGCUCUAUUUUGAUCACGAUCAAGUAUAUCGGCUGUAGGCUUAAAGGAAAACGUUCUUUAAUACUCCCUUCUAGUCUUAAUUUAUAUGUACAUUCUUUUUAUAAGGUAUUCUUACACUCGGCGUACCGUGGUAGGAGCGCAUUCGUCAUAAGUUGUACGUACUGUCAUGACUCUCGUUUCAUCCCGAUCGUUGCUAUAUUCGUUAUUUGGAUUUUGUAAUAUUUUUUUUUUUUUUGUAUAUAAACGUACUUCUUCUCGAACGCGAAACUUUUCACGGAGUUCGAGCCAACGUAUAAGGAUGUCUCACCAAUCGACCCUAGCAUUAUGUAGGCAGCAAUCGAUAGAAUAGUUUGUACACGGAAGCGAAUACGGACAUACCGCAUUAUUGUAAAUUGUUGUAACGCCAAAUACGUUUAGAGGUAAUUUAUUGACAAGUGGCGUCACACCCGGAUAAUAAAGAACUCUCGAAUCACCGAUGGUAUUCCAGAUGGCAAGUGGCUGUCCUUUUCGGUACCGUCGUUAAACGUUUAAUCGCCUUUGACGAUCCCUAUAGUGACAGCAAUGAAUCCGAACGUAUUAUGUAUGUACUUUAAUCGAUUGGUCUCUAUUUCCACAUCUAGUCACAAUUAUAAAUUACACGACCUUAAAAAGAAUAGAACGUUUUACGUGGAUUCCUCGUUGGCCUCGAUGCAUUUAUUUUAUGAGUAUUUACAAAAUACAUAAUUCCACAGUUAGGUACUUUUUAUAUUACAAUUAUACGUAACGUUUAUUUUUGAUUUUUAAUAUCACGAUGAUUAACUAAUAUAAAAUAUGUCCAAUUAACAUAAUUGCUGUACAAAUUUGUGUUGUACAAUGUAGAUUGUGAAAAUAUUUUGCGUAAAUUGGAAGACGAAAAUGCUGUUGCGAUUACAGAAAAUAUGACUGUAUUACGUCUAGUGAUAGAAAAUUUACAAACGAACGUAUGACGUAUUAUUUAUCACCUUUACAAUAAAUAAAUGUAUAAAUCUA
Molecule: messenger RNA, 2568 nt
Organism: Orussus abietinus
Lineage: Eukaryota; Metazoa; Arthropoda; Insecta; Hymenoptera; Orussidae
Gene: Unc-76
Product: fasciculation and elongation protein zeta-2
Exons: 8
Coding region: 171-1331 (386 amino acids)
Cellular component (GO): cytoplasm; axon
Source: RefSeq, a predicted model, not a curated record